Molecule: messenger RNA, 1765 nt
Organism: Vicia villosa (hairy vetch)
Lineage: Eukaryota; Viridiplantae; Streptophyta; Magnoliopsida; Fabales; Fabaceae
Product: 5'-adenylylsulfate reductase-like 4
Exons: 4
Coding region: 376-1335 (319 amino acids)
Source: RefSeq, a predicted model, not a curated record
CUAUCUCACAGUUGAACGCAAAAUCGAAGAACAAGAUUGGUAUCAUCAACCUUAUUCCUAUUCUAUUCCAUUCCAUCCACCGAUCACACUCACUCCCACUAUCACCAUUCACCACCACCUUCCUCAAACCAAACCCUUUUAACAUUUUUUAAUUUUAUUUUAACAUUUUUAGUUUUAAUUUAUUUAUAUUGCAAAACCAUCCACUCAGAUUAAUCCACGUCACAUCUCGUUAUCUCAUUCAUCACCCUCUCUCUUUUCUUCUCUUCUUUCUCCUUUUUCCCCUUUUCAAAUCCAAUUAGGGUUUCAUUUCCAUCUCGAUUUUCGAUUUUCUUCUCGUUCCGUUUUAUAUUAAUAAUCCAAAGGGAAGGGACGAGGAUGAGGCUUCGGAGAUCGGAAAUCGUCUUCGCUAUCUUUCUCUGUUGUGGCACCCUUUCCUCCACCGCCACCACCGCCACUGCCACCACCGCCACCGCCGUUUGUCCCAUCAAAUCCCUCUCGGAUUCCGUCUUACGGUUUUCCGAUUCGACUUGUUCGUUAUCCGAUUCUCUUGGAUCCGUUCGUUAUGUUGGUGUCACCCAGGGAGAUGAGGUUUCUUUGCAGAAGGCACUGAAUAUGGUUCAUAAGAAUUAUCAUGAGUAUGUGGCUGUGCUUUUCUAUGCUUCGUGGUGUCCUUUUUCGAGGGUGUUUAGACCGGUUUUUUCUGUUCUUUCUUCGUUACAUCCUUCUAUACCUCAUUUUGCUAUUGAAGAAUCGUCGGUUAGGCCAAGUACUUUAUCCAAGUAUGGUGUACAUGGUUUUCCUACGUUGUUCAUUUUGAAUUCUACUAUGCGCGUUCGGUAUCAUGGAUCUCGGACGCUAGGAUCUCUAGUAGGUUUCUACAAUGAUGUUACUGGAAUUAGGAUUGAUUCACUUGACCAACUAUCCCUUGAGAAAAUUGGGCGCCCAUCAGAUGACGAGAAUCUCAGUGACACUGAACCAGAAAGCUGUCCAUUUUCAUGGGCUAGAUCUCCAGAAAAUUUAUUGCGACAGGAAACUUAUCUAGCUUUGGCCACUGCAUUUGUGGUUAUGAGAUUACUCUACCUGUUUUCUCCUACGCUGCUUAUAUGUAUUCAAUAUGCUUGGAGAAGGUUCAUCCAAAAUGUUAGAUUAUGGACCUUGCUGGAACAUCCUUUGGUUUAUUUGAAGCGAAUAAUACAGUCGAUUUACCGUUUGAAAGAGCCGUGCAAGAGAAGUAAUCUGCAGGAAGGAGCAAUGAAUGCUAAGGCAUGGGCUUCCAAGUCCCUUGCCACAGUUUCAAUUGGAGAAGAAAGCACCAGCCGUGUGAUGCACCAGUAAGUUGCCUGUAUCCAAAAGUUUUUUCCCUGUGAAGUAUACCCUAUUAAAAAGGCUUGGCUGCAAAUUAUGCCACGUUCUCUCGUGUAAUCUUCACACCCUUGAGCCUCACGCUUAGUGAAGUCAAUUGUGUUUCUGAAUGAUGUAAUCAUCCCUUUUUGUCCAUAUGAUCAAGAAAUACUUCAUUCAGCAUUCUAGAAAAUUGACUUCAAUGUGUAUAGUUUAAACGGAAAAAUUCAGACCUUAAAUCUGUAAUUCUUUGACUUCUUGUAGGUUUACCUGAAGGUCAAAUCUUUUUGAUCAUCAGUUCAUAAAUUUAAUUUUGUUGGGAAUGAAAUGAUUGUAAUCCUACCCUGUACUGUUUGUCUGUCAUGUUCAUGUACUCAAACAUGUUUAUUGUAAAACUUAAAAAGUAAUAAAUCUGAUUAAAUUA